Messenger RNA from Xenopus tropicalis (tropical clawed frog), 1044 nucleotides. RefSeq lists its product as uncharacterized. Lineage: Eukaryota; Metazoa; Chordata; Amphibia; Anura; Pipidae. The record is from RefSeq and is a predicted model, not a curated record. The transcript is spliced from 11 exons. Bases 1 to 933 code for a protein of 310 amino acids.
AUGAAACAGUAUUCUACUUGCUGGAAUAAAGGUGGCAGAGCCAGACUUCUCAAGGUCAUAGAAUCAAACGUGAAAGAGCUACAACGGAAAUCUGAAAUUAUUGUUCAAACGUUUGAGCAAGAACGUACAUGCCCCAAUGUGAAAGGUGGCUUCAAUUGUGGAGUUCUUGAGCAGAAAGUCAUUCAAUGCGGCACAUGCAAAGAGCAGACUCUGGCGUGUGUCGGGGGCUCCAAUGAGAACAAAUGUGACGAAAUUGUGUCAAACUGCGUGAUGUGUGUGUGUUAUGGAAAAGUAUGUCAACACAGAACAACUAAGAAACCAUGCCAUGCUUGCACGGAAUACAACAAGUGCCUCAAUGAGGUGCUGCAUUGUAAAGAUCAGGAUAUCCAAGUUGCUGAAGGUGAAGAUGUAAAGUUUGACUGCAACGUGAAGUUUCUGAACAGCAUUGGUGGAAAACUUGAAUUUGUUUUAGAAAAGAAAGAUGAAGUGGGCGUCUUACCCUUGAAGACCUCCAACAAACCAGACAUUCUUAUAGAAAAAGCUGGCAAGGAGCUUUCAGGUCGUUACACCUGUACAGCAAAGACCAAAGAUUCAAUGUUUCCAAUAAGCAGAGUGGAUUUUACAGUAAAAGUUGUGAGCCCACCAAAACCCCUAUCUCUGGACUCAUCAGUUCCACUUCCUGCUGAAGAUAUGAAAGAUACAUUUAAAGAUAACCAGUUGGCCCAAAUCACAGUGAUAUGUGCUACUGUUAUCUCAUUGGCGAUCACUGCAUCAAUAAUGAUUUGCAUAUGUUUGUUAAUAAGAGAAAGCAACAGAGAAGAAAAGGCUUCUGUCCAGAAGGAACCAACGGAACUGGAAGAAGUGAAGAUCUCUAUGGAUAUUGAGAAGAGCAAGCCGGACACUAGACAAGAGGCAACACAAACAGAUGGCUGAGGGCAACAGAUAUUCCGUUCCCCUAUGGCUGUAACCCAAGGUCAUUCUGCCCUGAAUACUUACACAGCGCUCCCUCUUUAUACCUCCUUAUUAACAGCUACUGUUAUAGAG